AUGAUUCAUUUGCCAGCCAACUUAUGCCUUGGAGGUCAGGAUAUAUUUGCAUCCAUAAGAGAAAACAGCCCCACUGGAGAGUUUAUUGCAAACGUCAGCAUUGCCGGAGAUCCAGGAGCCAACAGUGUCCGCUUGUGCCUGACUGGAGAGAAUGCUGACUGGUUCUUCUUGGAGGAAAAAACCAUCCGGCUCAACUCGUCACUCUCGAGAGCACUGGAUAAAGAGCUUCAUGGAUCUGUAUUACUGGCGGCAUUAACAUGCUAUGAAGGGGAAACUAUACAGAGUGAAUACAGAAUUAUGGUUGAAAUCCUUAAUGAGAAUGACAACAAGCCAGUGUUUCUUGAGGAGACAAUUCAACCUGUUAACAUCAGUGAGCUGGCUGCAGUCAAUUCUACAGUAUUCACGGUCAAGGCCAUAGAUGCAGAUGAUGACACCAUUAUGUAUGUCAUUGACAAACAGUUGCCUGAUGCCAGCUACUUCAGGAUAGACCUGCCCAACAGUGGCAAAGUGAUCCUGGUGAAAGCACUGGACUAUGAGACACAAAGUCAGCUACAGUUGAUCAUUUAUGCUAUAGAAAUGAGCACCAAGGAGAGAUACAAUGCCUCUGCCACCAUAACAGUUAAUGUUCUUGAUGGAGAUGACCUUUACCCACAGUUCCAGCCAUGUACGCCCCUCUCUCAAGACAGGGGACAUGUCAUCUGCACUAAUCCCGUUUACAGAGCUAACAUAACGGAGACCAUGCAGAACAUCACUUUAACUUUCUCACCUGGUCCAAUACAUGCUGUGGAUGGGGACAUAGGUCUGGGAACACAUGUACUGUACACCAUCCUGUCAGGGGCUGACAAUGGCAGGUUUCGCAUUAACAACAUUACUGGGGAGGUAACCUUGACUAAGGCCGUGGAGGACCGACUGCUGACCCCAACAUUCAAACUUGACAUCAUGGCCUCUCAAGUUGACGACCCAAAGAAGUAUUCAAUAGCAACUGCCAUGGUCCUGGUGUUGGCUGAGAAUUACUUCGCUCCAGAGUUCAACAGUAGCACCUACCAGGGGUUCAUUAUGGAAGGAGUCGGCUCUUCCUCUCUGGUGUCCACUUAUGGAAACAAGGUGCUGGUGCUCCAAGCCAUCGACCGUGACUUUAAAGACGGAAUAAAUCCCAAAAUCCACUACUCCCUACGGCCAAAGUCAAACAACACAAAGCUCUAUCACAUCACCCAGGAAGGUCAUCUGAUUGCCAGGACCAGUAAUCUCCGGGCCUCUGAGAAACAUUUCCUUGAGGUGCUCGCCACAGAUCAAGAGUCUGGAGAAGUUGUUAAAACAUCAGUUGACAUUGAAGUUCUCCAAAGAGGUCAAAAAGGAAGUCCCAAGAAAUUGGAUUAG
Messenger RNA from Scleropages formosus (Asian bonytongue), 1377 nucleotides. Its product is annotated as cadherin-related family member 5-like. Gene Ontology annotation, cellular component: catenin complex; adherens junction; membrane. The transcript is spliced from 12 exons. Gene Ontology annotation, molecular function: cadherin binding; calcium ion binding; beta-catenin binding. Bases 1 to 1377 code for a protein of 458 amino acids. Gene Ontology annotation, biological process: calcium-dependent cell-cell adhesion; cell migration; homophilic cell-cell adhesion. The record is from RefSeq and is a predicted model, not a curated record. NCBI's taxonomy places the organism in Eukaryota, Metazoa, Chordata, Actinopteri, Osteoglossiformes, Osteoglossidae.